GCGACGGCGUGGGUUGAGCCUGUUAGUUAAGUGGAGAAUCGCCUUGGCUCUGUGACACGGCGGCGAGACAGCAGAGACAAAGACGGUGGCAAAGCAGACGAUCGGCGGAAGCGCCAGAUGAUAUGUAUAUCUGUGUCUAAGCCGAGGGCCUUCAGCCGCAGUUGGCAGCCGGGUGCAAGCGAAGGUCGGGGCAGGAAGCUACAAUUCCCCAGAAGAGAUCCUGAGCUUUCCUGUGGUCGCAAGGCCUGAUGGGACAGGUAGUUCCGUGCACGGCUCCACCUACCUGAGGCUUGGGGUUUCUCCUGACCCCAGACAUGGAGCUGGAACAGAGAGAGGGGACCAUGGCAGCCGUAGGCUUUGAAGAGUUCUCAGCGCCACCAGGCUCAGAGCUUGCUCUGCCGCCCCUGUUCGGAGGCCACAUCCUGGAGAGUGAGCUGGAGACAGAAGUAGAGUUUGUGUCCGGUGGUCUGGGCGGCUCAGGGCUCCGAGAGAGGGAUGAAGAGGAAGAGGCAGCCCGGGGUCGCAGGCGUCGCCAACGGGAACUAAAUAGAAGAAAGUACCAGGCCCUAGGUCGGCGCUGCCGGGAGAUCGAGCAGGUGAAUGAGCGAGUCUUGAACAGGCUCCACCAGGUGCAAAGGAUAACUCGGAGACUCCAGCAGGAGCGCAGGUUCCUCAUGAGGGUGCUGGACUCCUACGGGGAUGACUACCGGGCUAGCCAGUUCACCAUUGUGUUGGAGGAUGAUGGCAGCCAAGGCACAGAUGUCCCCACCCCAGGCAAUGCUGAGAAGGAAGGCCUUUCCCCACCCCAAAGGACACCCGUACCCCUCGACCCCAGCAGUCCAGCCCCCGGAGAGGGGCCCAGUGGGCGGAAGAGGCGGCGGGCACCACGGGUGGGAGCUUCGUUGACCCCAGAACUGGCCCCAGUGCAGGUGGGAGCCGAGGGCUGGGGCCAAGGCGUGAUUAAGGUCGAGGAAGACUUUGGCUUUGAAGCAGAUGAGGCCUUGGAUUCAAGUUGGGUUUCUCGAGGGCCAGACAAACUGCUACCCUACCCUACCCUAGCCAGCCCGCCCUUUGACUAGCCCUGUCUCCCCAAUAAACAGACCCCAUCACCACCAC
Phodopus roborovskii (desert hamster) is the source of this 1116-nucleotide messenger RNA. RefSeq names its product TCF3 fusion partner (gene Tfpt). Gene Ontology annotation, molecular function: DNA binding. Gene Ontology annotation, biological process: positive regulation of apoptotic process; apoptotic signaling pathway; apoptotic process. Lineage: Eukaryota; Metazoa; Chordata; Mammalia; Rodentia; Cricetidae. Gene Ontology annotation, cellular component: Ino80 complex. The transcript is spliced from 6 exons. The coding region runs from base 315 to 1079 and encodes 254 amino acids. The record is from RefSeq and is a predicted model, not a curated record.